This is a messenger RNA of Rhinocladiella mackenziei CBS 650.93, 1083 nucleotides long. RefSeq lists its product as uncharacterized. The record is from RefSeq and is a predicted model, not a curated record. Gene Ontology annotation, molecular function: catalytic activity. The transcript is spliced from 3 exons. Lineage: Eukaryota; Fungi; Ascomycota; Eurotiomycetes; Chaetothyriales; Herpotrichiellaceae. The coding region runs from base 1 to 1083 and encodes 360 amino acids.
AUGGCCAAAAACAUCGUCAACACGCACAAAUACCCUUUCCAAUUUGUAGACCCCAUCUCUUCUAAGGACAAGACCAUAUCUAGGCUCGGUCGAGAAGUCACCGUCACUCUACCCAAUGUCCGCGGCCGCAUUCCUUCGAUCCAGGCGUCACGCCUGCGCACGAUGAUGUUGGAAGCCCACAGAGAUCCUACCAAAAUCCUGGCUCAUUGCUGCUCCAUGGAUGGAUUGUCAUCACGAUUGGUCGAGGAAGCUGGGUUUCCCAUGGUUUUCCUAGCUGGUUAUCCAUGCGCCAGUACUCAUGGUCUCCCCGACACUGGAUAUAUUGCGAUGCAGGAAAUGUGUGACAAGAUCCAAGAAGCCGUGCGACAAGUUAAAGUUCCUGUAAUGGCCGAUGGUGACACAGGCUACGGAAGUCCGAUGAACGUGAGGAGGACGGUGGAGUGCUUCGCGCUCGCUGGAGCUGCCGGUGUCAUGAUCGAGGAUCAAACAUGGCCCAAGAGGUGCGGACACACCAAGGGCAAGUCGGUGGUGAGCCGCGGCGAAGCUUACGCUCGAAUUCAGGCCGCGGUCGAUGCUAGAAACCAGGGUCUCGACAUCUUCGUCCUCGCUCGAACAGACUCUUUGAUUCUCGGCUGGGAGGAGGCCAUGACAAGAGCCAAGGAGUUCCGUCGUAUCGGUGUGGAUGCCGUCUUCGUCGAAGCGCUUCCAGAUCGUGAGUCAAUGAAGCGUGCGGUGCAGGAAAUUGGAAUCCCAACAUUUGCCAACAUCAUCGAGGGCGGCCUCACUGAGAAUCUGUCUGCCAAGGACCUCGCUGAGCUGGGAAUGUGCGCAGUUGCCUACCCAUGGCGUCUGGUUGCGGCCAAGAUCAAGAGUAUACGAGAAGCUUUGGAAACUCUCAAAGAAAGCAUGACUGUCGGUGCGCCGCCAUCUAUUUUGUCUUACAGCGAAGUAUGUGAGGGUGUCGGGUUCAACAAGUACUGGGAUCUGGAGGAAAGAUACAAGUAUAACGAGAAGGGUUUGGUGAACUCAACAUCAGAUACGAACGGUGUCGAUGGGCUUUCAAUGAAGUCUGGGAUGCAUUAG